This is a messenger RNA of Symbiodinium sp. CCMP2592, 3594 nucleotides long. The record is from the annotation of a GenBank genome assembly. NCBI's taxonomy places the organism in Eukaryota, Dinophyceae, Suessiales, Symbiodiniaceae.
AUGAGCACUCAGACGCUGGGCCCAUUGCCGCCACCGGCCAAUGCCCUGAGCCAAACUUCUGGCAACCUAAAGGCCGAUGGUAGGUCCAUGUCCUCUUCUCCGGAGAGGAAAAGUUGGAAGCCGAGGGGCGCCAAAGACAUCAUGCGCUUCACGACGCAGUAUCAGUGGCAUGCCAAGAAGCAGGAGCGCGAGCGGCGCCUAGCUUUCAAGACACAGGCGCAGCGCUCUCUGGGCAAGCUGCCUUCGAAAGAUUCGACGGGCGCCCACACAGGAUUGAUCUCCGAAGCCUUGUAUGACCCUGCGUCAAGAACUCGUUUUCUGUGUCCUGGCAGCUUCGAAGAGGAUCCCGAGCUGCAGCCCAUGGUGGCGCGGAUCAACGACCUGAAGCGGAUGCUGGGAGUAACGGAGGGAUACGGCAGCCGACCGGAGUGGGAAGUAUCCAGGACCAGUCCGCCAGAGGUGCAGAACUGGAUCUCCCAGACUUUGGCCUCCUUGCCGAAGCCCCCGGAACCCGAGGCGAAGGCACCGGAGCCGAAGCCUCGACCUAGAAAGGGUGGUCGUGGGCGCCGCCGAAGCUCCGCCGCAGGGCUCAUGGCGCAGAUUACGCAUGUGACGGACACGGACAAGGUGGGUCUGCUCCAGCUGGAGGGAUCAGGAGCUCGUGGCGAGGAAUGGGGCUUCCUGUCGGAGGCAGCGCAGUACCUGGAGCGUCUGAAGUCAGGCUUGCUCCUGUCCGAGGAGCAUGUACAAGCCAUCAAUCGGUGCUUCGACCGCCUCAAGAAUCCCGAGUCGAAGCUGCUGGCAAAGGAGCUGGUCCCCGAUGCCCUCGAAGUUCUCGGUGUCCACAAUCCCGACAAGCAAGCGGUGGCGAAGAUCACUGACGAGGUGGCACCGUACUCGCAGGUGGACUUGAACGACUUGAAAGACAUCUUAGAGAAGUGGUUGGACAAAGAGCGCCAGGAGAUGGAUGCCAUAUUCAGAUCCAUGGAUCAGGAUGCGAAUGGCAGGGUCUCUGUGAAGGAGCUUUGUCAGUACCUGGGGGCCGUCGGCAUAGUUCCCGUCCGCACACGUGUGAAAGAGGUGGUGGACCUGAUCGACAUUAACAAGAGUGGUACUUUAGAGUUUGAUGAGGUGGCCUACCUGAUUCUCCUGUACAGGCAAACCGAAGGUUUCAGCUUGAAGGAGGUCCAGGCCAUUCGAGGAAUUUGUGGAAGGGAGGCACAGGGGAGAAAAGGGUUGCCGUGCUUCAAGCUGAAGGAUGUCUUGCUGCUGUUCUUCGGGCUGCAUGGCCGAGAGAUCACAGACUUGCUGUGCAAGCAGGUCACGGAGGCACACCCGGAUCCGCAAUAUCUCAUGCCGCUCAGUGAAGUGCUUCUCUGGGCACGCCGAAGGCGUGACGCAGAGUUCAAGUUGUUCCAGCAGCAGUAUGAGAAGUUCGACACCAACCGAAGCGGCCUUAUUGAGUUCGCUGAGCUCACGAAGCUUGUCGGACAGCUUGGCUUCACCGUCAGCCAGGCGGCAGUACAGGAGCUUCUGCACGAAAGUGAGGACACCCUCUUCGGCGUUGGCCGCAAGGAUGGCAAGUUGGAUUUCGAUGAAUUCGUCAAUUUCAUGCUAAAGCUGCGCACCAGGGAAGGAUUUAGUUAUGCCCAAGUCAAGGAAUUCAAGGAGGUUUUCGACAAGUUCGAUGACAACGGCAAUGCAGAGGUGGAGGUUCUGGAGCUGGCAGACAUGUUGAGGCACUUGGGCCACAUCGUUAAACUUGACGAGCUCCAGGUGCUGAUCAGCCAGGUGGACUUCAAUGGAUCCGGUGCAUUAGAGUUCCAGGAGUUCUUGCGGCUCAUGCGCAUCCACCGGGAGGACGAAGUGAACACGAUUUACAAGGUGUACAAGGAGUUUGAAGAAGAGUCGAUUCAGGCCAUGCCAAAGGCUGGUCACACCGGGGAGAUAUGUCUGAGGAUCUUUCAGAUCUUUCAGGGCGCCCUGGCGCAGCAGGAGACUGCCGAAAUCAGCUCCGAGCUGUGCAACGGUUCGAGUUCCACAGAGAGGCAAGAGAAGUGGGAGGCUCUGGUGGCGUGGAUUCAUGCCCGAGGUGGCUAUGUUCAUUCCAACCUGGAGCUAACAGAUGUACAUCACGGCGGCAUCCGCAUGACGGGACUUGCCACAAGUGCACCUAUCCCGGAGGAUACAACAGUGAUGGAGCUGCCUCCCGAGACCCUCUUGAACCUGAAUCUUCUUUCCACGCUGCCAGAGUACUCAGCUUUUGCGGAGACGAUGCCAAACUGCACCCUCACCCGCGGCCUCCAGCGCUCUCUGCGUCAGCUGAAGGCAAUGAUGCUGCUUGCGGUGGAGAGGUCGAAAGGUCGGGCGUCGGACUUCGUCGCGUACUUCGAUCUUCUGCCAUCGCGUGCUGAACAAGAGGAGAGCGAUCUCUUCUUCGCAGGUGAAUCUAUCCUCGAAGACUUUGCCAUGCUGCCCGUCGUCAAUUUCUGGCGGCGGAUACAGAAGGAGCAGUACCAGGAGUUGGAAAGCUGCUUUCACAUCUUACGCGGCCUGCUUCAUGGAGUAGAGGUGGAGUGGAAAGAUGUGGAGGGCCUGCUUCGGAUCCACGGUAGUCGCCACUUCAAUGCCAAGCCUGCCGAUGUCGAGUUUCUGGCCCCAGCUGCGGACAUGGUGAACACCGGCAGACCGGAGCAGCUGAACCUCAGCCCGGCACUGAUCAUGUCAAGCCCGGAUGUGCCGCAGGCCACAUUGAGGCUUACCGCCUCGCGCUUCAUCGCUCCGGGAGAAGAGCUGAUCACCAGCUACUUCGAUAGCCUGGACAACGAGGAUGUCCUUUUCAGGUGGAAUAUGUACCUGGAGGGGAACCCCGAGAUACUGGAUGCGAGUGAUGAGCCAUGUUUCGACGAGCAGGGCACUUGGCGAUCAGCGACGCUUUCAAUGCUGGAGCCUGUGACCCAGGAGUUACCGGUGCCAAGGUGCAAAGCCGCGUCGCUGUCGCGUUUCCAGGGUCCCCUGCGCUGCUCCCUGGCGCGCCUGGCCUUCGAGCUCUGUGGGCAGCUGUGGACCAGCGGGGAACCGCCUCGCGCCCGUGGCCCCACGGGAGCGAAAGGUGAGCGUGUUGCCGCUUAUUCCAUCAUGCAUGCCAUGAUCCUGCGGAAUCGCGGUGAUCGGCCGGGGGCCAUUGCUGUGCUUCGGAGCCUCGCGGAGAGGGCCGAGCGCGGCCUCGCGGCAGAGUUGCUAGUCGACGCCUACCUCCAACUGGCUGAAUGGCUGAUGGCAGAAGACGUCGAGGAAGCCGAGAAGUGGGCCGAGGCAGCAGUGAGACUCCGGAACAAGGAUCCUAUGGUCCAUUUCAGACACGGCUCCAUCCAAGGCGCCAAGGGCGAUCAACUCCAGGCGCUGCGCAGCUUUCAGAACAGCCUCCGCCUGAGCGAGCAGGGCAGCCCCAUCCACGAAGAGAGCAGGAGGAUCGUCGCGGCCAUACAGGCCACACUAGGCUUGACCUCCGGACAUGGGAAGAGGCCACUGUCUGCAGGAGACCAAGAGGCCUCCACGACGGUGCAGACGUCCGCUCUCUUAGGUGACCUGUAA